Messenger RNA from Olea europaea var. sylvestris, 1359 nucleotides. RefSeq names its product chromophore lyase CRL, chloroplastic. Gene Ontology annotation, molecular function: lyase activity. NCBI's taxonomy places the organism in Eukaryota, Viridiplantae, Streptophyta, Magnoliopsida, Lamiales, Oleaceae. Gene Ontology annotation, biological process: protein-phycocyanobilin linkage. The record is from RefSeq and is a predicted model, not a curated record. The coding region runs from base 256 to 1023 and encodes 255 amino acids. The transcript has 9 exons.
GAAUGUCAUAGUUCCUGUAAUUUCCACUCUUUUAACGCCUAUUGAUUGGGCCGACAAUUGGACUUCGGCUGCCUGAUGGGUUAAAUUCGAGAAUUUAAAUGGUCGAAGAGCAAGUGGUGGCCAGAAGGAGCUGAAAAUUUGCCCCUUUUAUCGAAUUCCAGCUGAAAAACAACAAUUUAUUAUCAACAACACAAUCAUUUUGUCAAAUUGGAUGGUGAGUUUUGAAAUUUUGUGAUACUUGAGUCCAGCAACAGCAUGUGCACAGGCUCAGUUUCGGGUUCGGACUCGGGUACAAACGGGUGGAGCAGGGCCCGGGGAGUGGUGCUGAAAACUCUGGUGCUAGUUGGCGGUGCGUUGUGGCUGAAGCGAAUGACGAAGUCCACCACGCGCUGGGACCACACGCGCAUCGUUGCUGAGUCACUCGCCGGUGAAAAGUUUUCAAGGGAGCAAGCGUCGAGAGACCCGGAUAAUUACUUCAAUUUAAGAUGGCUUUCUUGCCCAGCAGCAGAGAUGGUAGAUGGUUCCAGGGUUUUGUAUUUUGAACAGGCAUUCUGGAGAACUCCUCUUAAGCCAUUUCGGCAGAGAUUUUUCAUGGUAAAGCCUUGUCCAAAGGAGAUGAAGUGUGAUGUUGAGGUUAGUACAUAUGCAAUCAGGGAUGUAGAGGAAUACAAGAAUUUUUGUGAUCGUCCCAAGGACCAGCAGCCACGGCCUGAAGAAGUUAUUGGAGACAUUUCUGAGCAUUUGACCACCAUUUAUAUGAAACGCUGUGAAAGAGGGAAGCGCUGUUUAUAUGAAGGUUCAACUCCAUCAGAUGGAUUUCCUAAUACAUGGAAUGGUGCCUCUUACAGUACCUCAGAACUUGCCGUCUUGAAAAACAAUGAGAUACAUACAUGGGAUAGAGGCUAUGAUGACGAUGGAAAUCAAGUUUGGGGUGGAAAGGGAGGUCCAUAUGAGUUCAAACCUGCUCCUGCCUCUAGUUUUUAUGAUAUAUUAUCUCCUUUGAAAACUUCUUUCAGUGCAUAGAGAGAAGAAUGGAGGGUUCGUUAUUGCUUCCCAGAUGUUCGCUAUAUAUAAAUUUAUCAUCGUCUUUAUAUACCUUAGAUAUCCACUUUGUCCAUUCUCCUAUCCAUACUUGCCACAAUAUUUGUACAGGAAUUGUGUUUUUUUUUUAUGACAUCUUAAACUAGAAUAGUACGAGGUUUGUUAGAAUCCAGUUAUUCUAGAGCAUUGUGGUUGGUAUAUAUUCGACAGGAGAAAUGACCGACCGUUUAGACGACUUCUUGAUCCUUCCUAUUCUGAAAAUGAAAAUUUGAUCAUGAAGAAGAAUGAGUGGAGAAAUUAAGCCUUGUUAUCACGAAA